CAACAGAUUUAGAUUUGCUCAGUGCUGAGAAUCAAUCGCCAGCGAAAUGUCACGAACUGUGAAGAGAGAAAAAAAAUUGAAAAAGCGUUUGCUUCGCCGAAAGCCUUCGAACGCUAAUAAAUAUGAUCUUUAUAUGCUGACUUGCACGGAGUGCUAUCACGUCUUCCCUCCGCGCUACUUCCGCGGCCAGAUCAGGGAGUUCCGCAUGUGCGAGACUUGCAAGCAGAAGAAUCCCGAGAUAUGCCAGUACUUGGACAAGUACAUAUAUCACCCGGACCCCAUCAACAACAGGAGCCCCGUGCAGAAGAUAGUGCAGAAAUGCGAGUUGCUCAAGCUCAAGCUUACGUUCUCCAAGCGACAGUAUGACAACAAGCAGCCGACCACAACUUCGCUGGAGAACAAGGAGCAGGCCAUACAACUCUUGCAGAGUCUGAUCCUUAAGUUCGAGAACUUCGAAAGGGGCGUCAUGCUAGCCAAGUCUCAACUAGGCGGCGAGCUCAACGACAUGAUGUAAGCGUCCACUGAAUAGCCAGAAUAAAUCAAUCGGUCGACGAACCUCGAGAAAUAUAUAAAAAAAAAAUA
Messenger RNA from Drosophila hydei, 582 nucleotides. RefSeq lists its product as uncharacterized. The transcript has 2 exons. Bases 47 to 514 code for a protein of 155 amino acids. NCBI's taxonomy places the organism in Eukaryota, Metazoa, Arthropoda, Insecta, Diptera, Drosophilidae. The record is from RefSeq and is a predicted model, not a curated record.